AUGGAAGAGAUGGAAGAGGAGCUGAAAUGCCCGGUGUGCGGCUCCUUUUACCGGGAGCCCAUCAUCCUGCCCUGCUCGCACAACCUGUGCCAGGCGUGCGCCCGCAACAUCCUAGUGCAGACGCCGGAGUCGGAGUCGCCGCAGAGCCGCCGCGCCUCGGGCUCGGCCGUCUCCGACUACGACUACCUGGACCUGGAUAAGAUGAGCCUGUACAGCGAGGCGGACAGCGGCUACGGCUCCUACGGCGGCUUCGCCAGCGCUCCCACCACCCCCUGCCAGAAGUCCCCCAACGGCGUCCGCGUCUUCCCGCCGGCCGCCCCGCCGCCCCCCGCCGCCCUCGCGCCGCCGCCGCCGCCGCGCAACGCCUGCCUCACCUGCCCGCAGUGCCACCGCAGCCUGGUGCUGGACGAGCGCGGGUUGCGGGGCUUCCCCCGCAACCGCCUGCUGGAGGGCGUCAUCGACCGCUACCAGCAAGGCAGGGCGGCGGCUCUGCGCUGCCAGCUCUGCGAGAAGGCGCCCAAGGAGGCGGCCGUCAUGUGCGAGCAGUGCGACGUCUUCUACUGCGAUCCCUGCCGCCUGCGAUGCCACCCGCCGCGGGGGCCGCUGGCCAAGCAUCGCCUGGUCCCGCCGGCCCAGGGUCGCGUCAGCCGCCGCCUCAGCCCCCGCAAGAUCUCCACCUGCACCGACCACGAGCUGGAGAACCACAGCAUGUACUGCGUGCAGUGCAAGAGCCCCGUCUGCUACCAGUGCCUGGAGGAGGGCAAGCACUCCAGCCACGAAGUCAAGGCCCUGGGCGCCAUGUGGAAGCUCCACAAGAGCCAGCUUUCCCAGGCCCUGAACGGAUUGUCAGACAGAGCCAAGGAAGCAAAAGAGUUCCUGGUCCAACUCCGCAACAUGGUGCAACAAAUCCAGGAGAACAGCGUGGAGUUCGAGGCCUGCCUGGUGGCCCAGUGUGAUGCCCUCAUCGACGCCCUCAACAGAAGGAAAGCUCAAUUGCUGUCCCGGGUCAACAAGGAGCACGAGCACAAGCUGAAGGUGGUGCGAGACCAGAUCUCUCACUGCACGGUGAAGCUGCGCCAGACCACGGGCCUGAUGGAGUACUGCCUGGAGGUCAUCAAGGAGAACGACCCCAGCGGCUUCCUGCAGAUCUCCGACGCUCUCAUCAGGAGAGUGCACUUAACCGAGGACCAGUGGGGAAAGGGGACGCUCACACCCCGGAUGACCACGGACUUCGACCUGAACCUUGACAACGCCCCUCUGCUGCAGUCCAUCCAUCAGCUCGACUUCGUGCAGAUGAAAGUUUCCUCCCCAGUGCCGGCCCCCCCGAUCCUGCAGCUAGAGGAGUGUUGCACCCACAACAACAGUGCCACCUUGUCCUGGAAGCAGCCCCCCUUGUCGACGGUGCAGGUGGAAGGCUACAUCCUGGAGCUCGAUGACGGCAACGGCGGCCAGUUCAGGGAGGUGUACGUGGGCAAGGAGACCAUGUGCACGGUGGACGGGCUUCACUUCAACAGCACGUACAGCGCACGUGUCAAAGCCUUCAACAAAACAGGAGUCAGCCCGUACAGCAAGACUCUGGUCCUCCAGACAUCUGAGGACAUGCAGUCAGAAGAACAGACCCUCCCUUUUCCAGUGCCUUUGGAAAGAUCGCAGCUUCGUAGAAUGAGCCCUUUCUCCUCCACCCUUAAUCUACAACCCAGCUUUCCGGGGAGAUCCUACUUUGAGCUAAGAUCUUCGGCCCACCAGCUGAGCUUGCAUUCUUCUUUACAGUCCCUGAAUUCAGCCGGAUGCAAUUUUGAGACACAAGGAACGCCUUACUCUCAAUUAGUUGACAUUAAAAAAAUGGUGGCAGUUGCUUGGUUUUCUUUCGAUCCUGCCUCUGCCCAUGCUGACAUCAUCUUUUCUAAUGACAACCUGACUGUCACCUGCAACAGCUAUGAUGACAGGGUUGUGCUGGGGAAAACGGGCUUUUCCAAAGGGCUCCAUUACUGGGAGCUGUCAAUCGAUCGUUACGAUAACCACCCUGACCCGGCCUUUGGUGUGGCACGCAUUGAUGUCCUGAAGGAUGCCAUGCUGGGCAAGGACGACAAGGCCUGGGCCAUGUACGUGGACAAUAACCGGAGCUGGUUCAUGCACAACAAUUCGCACACCAACAGAACCGAGGGUGGGAUAACGAAAGGCGCCACGGUGGGAGUGCUGCUGGAUUUGACCAGGAGGACUUUGACAUUCUCCAUCAACGAGGACCAGCAAGGACCUGUCGCCUUCGAGAACCUGGAGGGCCUCUUCUUCCCCGCGGUCAGCCUCAACAGGAACGUGCAGGUGACGCUGCACACCGGCCUGCCAGUCCCCGAAUUCUACGCUUCGCGCUCGGCCAUGCCGUGAGGAUGCUCCCAGAGCCGGCUGCCUCUUCUCGGGAUGAGAGGAGCCAGCC
Molecule: messenger RNA, 2431 nt
Organism: Gymnogyps californianus (California condor)
Lineage: Eukaryota; Metazoa; Chordata; Aves; Accipitriformes; Cathartidae
Gene: TRIM9
Product: tripartite motif containing 9
Exons: 13
Coding region: 1-2382 (793 amino acids)
Molecular function (GO): zinc ion binding; protein binding
Source: RefSeq, a predicted model, not a curated record